AUGAUUUCAACAUCCGCUUUACCAAAUGCAUACCGCACCCUGCUCAGCCGCCACCGCCUCACCCCGAGCCUCGCCCAAGCAGCGCUGGUCACGCGUCUCAGCAGGCUCCAAUGCGACCUGCAAAACACCCCCCAAAACACCUCCCUGAACCUGAGAGGCAUCUACAUUCACGGCUCAGUUGGGACGGGCAAGUCCAGGAUCGCCGACCUCUUCGCCUCCACGCUCCCGCCCAGCAUCUCCCACCGACGGCUGCACUUCCACGAGUUUAUGAUGGACGUGCACUCGCGCCUGCACGUCGCGCGCUCCUCCCCGACCUUCGCCGGCGACCCCCUGAUUGCCAUCGGGCGGCAGGUGGCGGAGGAGAGCCGGGUGCUAUGCUUCGACGAGUUCCAGGUGACGGACAUUGCGGACGCGCUGAUCCUCCAGAGGCUGUUUGGGGCCGUGUGGGAGCGGGGCGGGGUGAUGGUUGCGACGAGUAAUCGCGUGCCCGAGGGCUUGUACGAGAGGGGACUCAAUAGGGAGUUGUUCCUUCCCUUUAUCGCGACGCUGCGGGAGCGGUGUGAAGUGUGGGAACUGCAGGGAAAAGAGGAUUACAGGAUGAGAAGUAGGGCAGCGGAUGGGGGAAGAAGAGAGGCUGUUUUCUUUACUGAUCACAAGGACUUUGAGAGGAGUUUAGACGAGGCAACGGGGGGUGUCCGGCUAGAGGAGAAGGUUAUCCCGGUGCUCAUGAGCAGGCAGCUUCGGGUCAUGGCUGCGGAGGAGUCGGCUGAGGGCAGAGGGGGCAGAGGGGGCUUGGUCGUCCGUUCACGCUUCGAGGAUCUAUGCGAGAACUUCCUCGGAUCGCCGGACUAUUACGCGCUGUGUAAAGCCAGCUCCGUGAUCUACCUGUCCGGCCUGCGCCAGUUCCGGGCCGACGAGCUUGAUUUUGUGCGGAGAUUCAUCACGCUUGUCGAUCUCGCGUACGAGGCGAAGACGAGGGUCAUCUGCUCAUCGUCGGUCCCGCUGUUUGAGGUCUUCGCCAACAUCGUACCUCGACAGAUCCGUGUUGGGGGAGACCUGAGGGACGAGCUGGGCAGGCAGAUGAGUGUCAAGGGAGAGGGGGGUAGUAGCUCUAGUAUGAUGAGCACGUUCAUCGGGGAGAUGGAGUGGAGCGCUACAGGACUUGCGGAGGCCUCACUGGCGACUGGAGGCGCGGGGGAGAGCGAUGUUGGGUUUGCGGUUGGGAGGGCAGUGUCCCGGCUGUAUGAGAUGGGGAGUACGGAGUAUGGUAUUACGGAUUGA
Drepanopeziza brunnea f. sp. 'multigermtubi' MB_m1 is the source of this 1281-nucleotide messenger RNA. RefSeq lists its product as uncharacterized. The record is from RefSeq and is a predicted model, not a curated record. Gene Ontology annotation, cellular component: cytoplasm; mitochondrion. Gene Ontology annotation, molecular function: ATP binding; ATP hydrolysis activity. Lineage: Eukaryota; Fungi; Ascomycota; Leotiomycetes; Helotiales; Drepanopezizaceae.